UUGCAACCAACAGGUGGCAGAAACAGGAAAAAGAAUAGCGUCCCAGAGAAAGAGAAGAAGAAAUAUACCGAAGCAGCGACAGCAACUGCUGGAGAGGAAGCGGAAACGGAAGUAGAAGUAGAAAACAUGGCGGUGCCGGAGUUUCUCAGUACAGCAGAAUUGCUAAAACAAGGAGCAGAAGCGCGGGUUUACCGGGCACAGUUUCUCGGAAAGCCCGCUAUAGUUAAAGAACGUUUCCCGAAACGAUACCGACACUCUGUUCUGGAUGAGAAACUGACGCACCGCAGAACGGUCCAGGAGGUUCGAUCCAUACUUCGCUGCCGUAAAGCAGGUAUACCAGCCCCUGUUGUCUACUUUGUGGACUACACAUCCAACUGUAUUUUCAUGGAGGAAAUCCUGCGUUCAACCACUGUGCGCGACCACAUCGUUGGUGCUCAGCAGUCGGACGCCGGCAACGACGUGGAGCUGCGGCUGCUAGCUCAACGCGUGGGUCAGACGUUGGCCAAAAUGCAUGACGAGGACGUCAUCCACGGAGACCUGACCACCUCCAACAUGCUGCUGAGACGAGGCCCUCAGGAUAAAGAGUCUGAGCUGGUUCUCAUUGACUUUGGGUUGAGUUACAUCUCUGCUCUCCCAGAAGAUAAAGGAGUGGAUCUGUAUGUUCUGGAGAAAGCUUUUCUCAGCACACACCCCAACACGGAGCUUGUUUUUGAGGAGCUUCUGAAGAGCUACGCGGCCUCCUCUAAGAGAUCACCGGCUGUAAUCAAGAAGCUGGAGGAGGUUCGGUUGAGGGGCAGGAAGAGGUCCAUGGUGGGAUGAUGAUCGAACAUGGACUGAUUCAGUGUAAUGACCUCCAUUUGACCUGGAAGCUGUUUUUGUGAUGUGACAACAAAUAAAAUAUUUUGUGGAUAGAUCUA
Molecule: messenger RNA, 917 nt
Organism: Cynoglossus semilaevis (tongue sole)
Lineage: Eukaryota; Metazoa; Chordata; Actinopteri; Pleuronectiformes; Cynoglossidae
Gene: tp53rk
Product: TP53 regulating kinase
Exons: 2
Biological process (GO): protein phosphorylation
Cellular component (GO): cytosol; EKC/KEOPS complex; nucleus
Molecular function (GO): ATP binding; protein serine/threonine kinase activity
Source: RefSeq, a predicted model, not a curated record